This is a messenger RNA of Andrographis paniculata, 4053 nucleotides long. Its product is annotated as acetyl-coenzyme A carboxylase carboxyl transferase subunit alpha, chloroplastic. Bases 346 to 2619 code for a protein of 757 amino acids. The transcript has 13 exons. The record is from RefSeq and is a predicted model, not a curated record. Gene Ontology annotation, cellular component: acetyl-CoA carboxylase complex. Gene Ontology annotation, biological process: fatty acid biosynthetic process. Gene Ontology annotation, molecular function: acetyl-CoA carboxylase activity; carboxyl- or carbamoyltransferase activity. Lineage: Eukaryota; Viridiplantae; Streptophyta; Magnoliopsida; Lamiales; Acanthaceae.
AUAGAAAUCAUCGAAAAUUACACUCCAUAAAUCUAUACUACUCUUCUCUCUCUGUUCCGUGAUUGCGAAUCAGCACAAACCAGACCUCAAUCUGACGGUGUUUCCCAUGUCUCAUUUCGCAUAUUAAUCUACCUUCGGCCGCAUCAAUUUCGCCCGAUCCAUCUCCGUCUCUCUGCGCGCUUCUUUCCAAUUCCCUGCCUUUCGACUUCGUAGCUUAGGAGUUUUGAUUUUCCGUCGUGAUUUGAGCUUCAAGAAUGGUUUUGUGAUUUUUGUGGAUUCAGCUGAAUAUAGUUGUGUAAUUAUUGGUUCCUUAGUCCUGAUUACUCUGGUUGCACAGGUGGAUAAAUGGCCUCCAUCACCCAGUCUCCAGUAUCAUUUACUGGAAACUUGACCUCCAAGUCCAAUGCCUCAGAUCAUCUUCGGAGCUCAAGUAAUGGGGCUUGUGGUGUACCCCUAAGAACCCUUGGAAGAGCCCAAUUAGGAGCAAAACAGAGAAACUUCACUAUAUCUGCAAAAGUUAGGAAAGUGAAAAAACAUGAGUAUCCAUGGCCUGAAGAUCCCGAUCCAAAUGUGAAAGGCGGAGUCCUUAGCCACCUUUCACCUUUCAAGCCUUUGAAAGAGAAGCCUAAGCCAGUUACAUUGGAUUUUGAGAAACCUCUUAUGGACCUGCAGAAAAAAAUCAUCGAUGUGCAAAAGAUGGCAAACGAAACUGGUCUGGAUUUCAGUGAUCAAAUUAUAUCACUAGAGAAUAAAUAUCAACAGGCUUUGAAGGAUCUUUAUACUCAUCUAACACCCAUACAACGUGUGAACAUCGCACGGCAUCCUAAUAGGCCAACAUUUCUCGAUCAUGUCUUCAAUAUUACUGAGAAGUUUGUAGAGCUUCAUGGUGAUCGAGCUGGAUACGAUGAUCCAGCUAUAGUAACUGGUCUUGGUACUAUAGAUGGGAAAAGAUACAUGUUCAUUGGUCAUCAGAAAGGACGAAAUACAAAAGAGAAUAUUCAGAGGAACUUUGGGAUGCCUACUCCUCACGGUUACAGGAAGGCACUUCGCAUGAUGUACUAUGCUGAUCACCAUGGAUUCCCGAUUAUCACCUUCAUUGACACUCCUGGGGCUUAUGCUGAUGUUAAGUCUGAGGAACUCGGCCAAGGCGAGGCGAUAGCUCAUAAUUUGAGAACUAUGUUUGGUUUGAAGGUGCCUAUUAUUUCAAUUGUUAUGGGUGAAGGUGGCUCUGGUGGUGCCCUUGCUAUUGGCUGUGGGAACAAGCUGUUAAUGCUUGAAAAUGCAGUUUUCUAUGUUGCCAGCCCUGAAGCGUGUGCUGCAAUCUUGUGGAAGACUGCGAAAGCUUCUCCAAAGGCUGCUGAGAAGCUGAGGAUUACAGCAACAGAGCUAACCAAGUUACAAAUUUCGGAUGGUGUCAUCCCAGAACCUCUUGGUGGCGCACAUGCAGACCCUUAUUGGACCUCUCAACAGAUAAAAACUGCAAUCAUUGAAUCAAUGGAUGAGCUUGUAAAGAUGGACACUGAGACACUACUAAAACACAGAGCUCAAAAGUUCCGGAAACUUGGUGGAUUCCAAGAAGGAAUUCCCGUUGAUCCCAAAAGGAAGGUCAACAUGAAAAAGAAAGAAGAUCCCAUAGUUCCGAUAACCAGAACUUCAGAGGCAGAGUUGGCAGAAGAAGUCGAAAAACUGAAACAACAAAUUCUAGAUGGCGCUAAAUCAACUGGAGGGCUCCCAAGGACAGGAUUAAAGGACAUGAUUGAGAAAUUACAGACAGAAAUUGAUUAUGAAUAUGCUGAAGCUGCAAGAGCUCUUGGCAUGGAGGACAAAAUUUCAAUGUUGCGUGAAGAAAUUGCCAAAUCAAGGAGUGGGAGUGAUGAGGCUGCGAACCCUGCUCUAAGGGUAAAGAUUGAGCAGGUGAGGGAUGAGUUUGACAAAAAACUACCUGCAGCACCUAAUUACUCCAGCCUGAAAGGCAAGCUUGAUUUGCUGGAAGAUUUAUCCAAAAAUUUGAAUCUCUCCGAGAAGAGUAGCAAAAAAGAUGAAUUAAAACUCGAGAUAAAAAAGAGGCUCAAUGCAGUCACAAAUCGGCCAGAGGUGAAACAAAAGAUUGAGUCGCUUAAGGCUGAAAUGGCCAACUCAGGGGUGACAGAUAUUGGUUCAAAUCCGGAGCUGAAAGAGAAACUGCUGCAGCUGCGGAGUGAAUUACAUUCAGAAUUUGAUGCUGUACUUAAAUCUAUGGAUCUGCAAGUGGUCCAUCCCACCCCUGAAACAAUGGGAAAACUAUCCACCUUCAACGAAGAAGUUCAUAUGAUAAUAGAUGAUGUUGUCAGUUCUUCAGAUUUGAAAGAUAAGAUCGAGCUACUGAAGGCAGAGGUGGCGAAAGCUGGUUUAACCCCGGAUGGAGAUGCAAAGAGUAAGAUUGAGGCAUUGGAGUCAGAGAUCAAGCAAGCAAUUAAAGAAGCUCUAAACACCCCAGAAUUAAAGGAGAAGCAUGAAAAACUAACAGCUGAGGUCUUAGAGAGUACAAAAUCUUCUAAAGAAAGUACUGGAGAUGAACAGUCUAAAUCCGACGAGGCUCAAGUAACUGUCACUGCAGAAGCUAGCCGCGGAAGUGCCUGAUGUGAAAUGGUUGGUGGUUGCUGUAAAUGGGGGAGAACCUCAUUGUCUAUUGAAAGCUAGAGGAAAGAUCUUCAACCUUUGUGAAGACCAUAGAGAAUGGAAUUUAAUUCAUGCAAAAUAUAUGAGGAUUUCCUUGUCCAUUUUUUUCUCUCUGUUUUUUUUUUUUUUUCUUUGGCUAAGGAUUGGUAAUUUAUAUGGCUUCAAUGUUUCUUUCUGAAGUGGAUUCAGUCCGGUUUUGAAUUUGGAGUCCUUGAAAACAUUGAAUAAUUUGUAUUAGCGUUCGAACCAAAUCCAUUUACAUGUCUGCUGUCCUCAAUCAAUUUUCAGUAGAGUAUAUCUAUCUUAGUACCAGUUGCAAGUUUAUUUAUUUUGAUUACCAUUGUUUAUUUAUAUCAACGUGCAAGUGACAAAUUGCAGUUUAUUGCAUGCAGCCCAGAAAGAUUGAUUUGAUUGGAACUGUUACUACAUGCAGAGCAGAGCACAUAAUUUAUAAAAUGAGAUGAAGAUGUUCAGUAGAGAAAUGGGAUGACGGCUUUUCUGCUUUUUGGAUAAUCCUCUCCGAACUUAUCCAAAUACCACUUGUGGCUGGCCCCAGCACGCGGCACCAGAUUGGCGCACGUGUACACGAAGAACCCGAUUCCGGCCCAAGACCAAGUCAUGACGGCCCAGCCCAACCACUCCAAAAUCUCCCCUAAAUAAUUUGGGCAGGUGACCCAUUCAAAAAGCCCACCUCUGGGUAUUUUAUACCCGCCGCCGAGAGCUUUAAGGCCUAUCAAUAAAUUGUCCGACCACACAUUCGCCGCCAUCCCGCAGCCGAAGAUCGCCGCCCCUACACCCAAUCGCCACCAGAACCACUCAUCGCCCUCCAGAUCGGCAUAUUCCGACACCCACCUCGCCUGCAAAUAACCGUUCAACAAAUUAAACCCAAACGCCAUCACGGCCACGCUCACCGGAAAGCCUGAUUUAUUUGGCCCUAGGAAGAGCCGGAAAGGGUAGACGAUCGUCCGGUGGGUGUAAUGGAUGAGGAACGGCGACAUGAGAAUCAGCGCCCGAGGAUUGUGGUAGUUUCUGCCAUGGGGGAAGAGGAGGAAAGUGAGCCAUAAGGUGGGGCUCUCCAUGAGGAACCAGGCCAGCGGCGGCGUAAUGGCGGGGCCCCAUCCGGGACGGUUGUGCUUUCCGUACGGGGCGGUGAGGAAGAGGAGGGACACGACGGUCGGCGGCGUGAUCAGGUAGAUGGCCAGGACGCAGAAAUUGAACGCUCCUUCGUCGGAAAACACCAUCGCUUGCUUCCUAGAUCUCACGACUCACUCUGAUCUGGCUUGAUUUGUUUUUGCAUUUGACAAAUGUGAAACUGUAUUAUAUGAUUAUUUAUUGUGUGUGUAUGAAUUGUUUUGUUCAACAAUUUUUAUUUUUUAUUUUUUAUAUUUUGGUGAA